This is a messenger RNA of Gadus macrocephalus (Pacific cod), 3135 nucleotides long. RefSeq names its product K(lysine) acetyltransferase 7b (gene kat7b). Bases 200 to 1867 code for a protein of 555 amino acids. Lineage: Eukaryota; Metazoa; Chordata; Actinopteri; Gadiformes; Gadidae. The transcript is spliced from 14 exons. Gene Ontology annotation, cellular component: nucleus. Gene Ontology annotation, molecular function: zinc ion binding; histone acetyltransferase activity. Gene Ontology annotation, biological process: regulation of DNA-templated transcription. The record is from RefSeq and is a predicted model, not a curated record.
UUUGCCACGGGAUUUUCGCCGGAAGUGCAAUAUUGUAUGUGGAAAAUGUGGCGCGAGAGAGCCGAUCGAUGUUACGUAUAUACAAACUUGCACGAAUAAACGCAUCAAAAAGAGUAUUACUACAGCCAUUUUUAACGAAUUAAGGAAUAAUACAAUUUAAGAAGCCACCCGCUUGCAAACUACUCUUCUAUAGGAAAAUAUGCCCCGUAGACGACAGAGGCCUGUGGCCGGGAGUGGCUCUGAUGGCACGGAAGACUCUGACUCCUCCGCAGACCGCGAGCAGACCAACAGUUCAGAGAGCGACGGCACCGCAGCCAAGAGACAGCGCCUCACCAGAGCAUCCAUGCGCCUUAGCCAAAGCUCCCAGGACACCCCUGAUCUCAAACCAGCUGGCGACCAUGAUGAAUCCCCUCCCUUGACGCCGACGGGUAACGCCCCUUCGUCCGAGUCGGAGCUGGACAUCUCCAGCCCCAACGCCUCGCACGACGAGAGCCAGGCCAAAGACCCGGCUGGCCGAGAGUCUGACAAGGACCUCUCGCAUAGACCCAAACGCCGCCGCUGCCACGAGACCUACAACUUUAACAUGAAGUGCCCCACACCGGGAUGUAAUUCUCUCGGUCACCUUACAGGAAAACACGAACGCCAUUUUGCAGUAUCCGGAUGUCCUCUUUACCAUAAUCUGUCUGCAGAUGAGUGCAAGGUCAAAGCCAUCAGUCGAGAGAAACAGGAGGAGGAGAUGAAGGGACAGGACGAGGGUAAUUCGCGCCAUGCCACUCGCCACCAGACCCCCACAUCUAAACAGAGCCGAUACAAAGAGCAGGUGGCAGAGAUGAGGAAGGGGAGGAACGCUGGUCUGCAGAAGGAGCAGAAGGACAAGCAUGUGGAACACCGACAGACCCACGGCAACACCAGGGAACCUCUGCUGGAGAACAUCACCAGCGAGUACGACCUGGAGCUCUUCAGGAAGGCCCAGGCCAGGGCGUCGGAGGACCUGGAGAAGCUCCGCAUCCAGGGUCAGAUCACGGAGGGCAGCAACAUGAUCAAGACCAUCCUGUUCGGGCGCUACGAGCUGGACACCUGGUACCACUCGCCCUACCCCGAGGAGUACGCCCGGCUCGGACGCCUGUACGUCUGCGAGUUCUGCCUCAAGUACAUGAAGAGCCAGACCAUCCUCAGACGACACAUGGCCAAGUGUGUGUGGAAGCAUCCCCCCGGGGACGAGGUCUACAGAAAAGGCGCCAUAUCCGUGUUUGAGGUUGACGGCAAAAAGAACAAGAUCUACUGCCAGAACCUCUGUCUCCUGGCCAAGCUGUUCCUGGACCACAAGACGCUGUACUACGACGUGGAGCCCUUCCUCUUCUACGUCAUGACCGAGGCAGACAACACCGGCUGCCACCUGGUCGGCUACUUCUCCAAGGAGAAAAACUCCUUCCUGAACUACAACGUGUCCUGCAUCCUGACCAUGCCGCAGUACAUGAGGCAGGGCUUCGGCAAGAUGCUCAUCGACUUCAGCUACCUGCUGUCCAAGGUGGAGGAGAAGGUGGGGUCCCCGGAGAGGCCGCUGUCGGACCUGGGCCUCAUCAGCUAUCGUAGUUACUGGAAGGAGGUCUUGCUCAGAUACAUGUGCAACUUCCAGGGCAAGGAGAUCUCGAUCAAGGAGAUCAGCCAGGAAACAGCUGUGAACCCAGUGGAUAUCGUCAGUACCCUGCAGUCCCUCCAGAUGCUCAAGUACUGGAAAGGAAAGCACCUGGUGUUAAAGAGACAGGACCUGAUAGACGAAUGGAAAGCCAAGGAGACGAAGCGAGGCAAUAGCAACAAAACCAUCGACCCCGGCUCGUUAAAAUGGACGCCGCCCAAAGGGACAUGAUUGGUAGCAUCCUUCCCCACGGCUCCCUCUCUCUCGCCAGGCUAUCGAAUAAACUGAACCUGCACCAGCCACAGAGUAGCCUUCCACCACAAGCUAUCAAUGAAGAUCAGUGGGUCUGUUUUGUUUCUCUUUGUGAUUUUUAAAACCCCAGUUAUUUUCAACUGUUGCUUUCUCAUAAGUGUAAUGGAUUUUUAUCCUCCCUAAUUUUCAGCAGCUAUUUAUGUUUUAAGGGCCACGUUGCUUUGCCUUAUUUUGGAUUAAUGACGACAAACGUAUUGUUAAACACUACGUUUUCGGAAGAUAAAAAAAUUAUGUUGUCUCUGGAAAUGCAGUAAUUUUGGCGAAAAACAUGAAUGUCUUUUGUAUUUUGUAUUGGAGUUUGAAUAGUCCUGUAUGCUGGAUGUCACGAAUUGAAAACAAGAAAUACAGUCAUUAGUUUGUCAGCAUUCAGUUGCUUUUACAUUUUUAUUUCUUUUGAGAGGAGGGGAGGAUAAUUACUUUCCUUUGCAUUGGUCAACAACACUGCUGUUGGUAUGAACUUUAAAAGUGUAACACAGUGUGUUUUGGCAAGGAUAUGAAGUUUUUUGUAUUUUGUCCUUUCAGUUGGUAUACAAUUGUACAGUUCAUGUCGUGUAAGUUCAUUUUUCUAGCCGUAGUGAUAGUGGGGUCUGACCCGGUCCUCUCUUGCCAAUCUGCCAAAUAAAAGCAACAGAAUAAUUUUAGUAAUUACGUACAUAAAUAUGAAAUAGUUUUGUUUUUUUAAAUGACUUUUUGGAAAGUCAAUCUGACCACUGAAGGCCAGGGUCACAAACGGAAAAGAACCCACAGUCUCAGGUGUUGGGGCUGGCAGGACACCCACCGGCUCAUGGGACUCCUUGGACACAGCCGAUGGCCCGCGAUGCCCCCGGGAGGAUUUGAGUCAAGGAUUCUGCAACAAGCCAAAAAAAACUCCUUUGAACAGACCAACCACGAUUCUUCAGGAAAAAUUAAUCGUUUUUUAAGCUUGGUUGUAGCAUAGAACAUCAUGCAUCUAUCAAUAAAGUUGCCUUGAGAAUCGAAGCGUUGUGUGUCUUACCUCCGCUGGUGAUGCUUCUCCCCAUCAGGCCCACAAACAUCUCUCCUUUGUUGCCUGGAAGGCCCGGAAAACAAUGCGGUUUCAUUGGUUUUAUCAUUUUACCAGUCAUUUUAUGAAGACUGAAACAUUUUCUGAAUUUCUUUGACAUUUAUUAUUGUUAUUAAAUGAUACAAAUUAAAGUAUUACAUUUCUA